UAUACCUGAGUGCUUCUCUCUCCUACAGGCACUGUCGACAAGCACUCAGUGGAAGUGACCAAUUGCUUUUCAGUGCCUCACAAUGAGUCUGAAGAUGAGGUGGCCGUGGACAUGGAAUUUGCAAAGAACAUGUAUGAAUUACACAAGAAAGUGUCUCCAAAUGAGCUCAUCCUGGGCUGGUACGCUACAGGCCAUGACAUCACUGAGCACUCGGUGCUGAUCCAUGAAUACUACAGCCGAGAGGCCCCCAACCCCAUUCACCUCACUGUGGACACCAGCCUCCAGAACGGCCGCAUGAGCAUCAAGGCCUAUAUCAGCACUUUAAUGGGUGUCCCUGGGAGGACCAUGGGGGUGAUGUUCACACCUCUGACCGUGAGGUAUGCGUAUUACGACACUGAACGCAUCGGAGUUGAUCUAAUUAUGAAGACCUGCUUUAGCUCCAACCGGGUGAUCGGGCUCUCAAGUGACUUGCAGCAAGUCGGAGGGGCGUCAGCCCGCAUCCAGGAUGCCCUAAGCACGGUGUUGCAGUAUGCAGAGGACGUGCUGUCUGGAAAGGUGUCAGCUGACAACACCGUGGGCCGCUUCUUGAUGAGCCUGGUUAACCAAGUACCCAAAAUCGUUCCCGAUGACUUCGAGACCAUGCUCAACAGCAACAUCAACGACCUGCUGAUGGUGACCUACCUGGCCAACCUUACGCAGUCACAGAUAGCCCUCAACGAGAAACUUGUCAACCUGUGAAUGAGUCCCAGGAAGCACUCCUGCACUGGGCCCCCCGCUGGUGGAGAAGUGGUAUUUGUGUGUGUGUGUGGUCUUGAGUCACACUGAAUAAACAGAGUCUACUGCCUUUUAUAUACCA
Molecule: messenger RNA, 856 nt
Organism: Echinops telfairi (small Madagascar hedgehog)
Lineage: Eukaryota; Metazoa; Chordata; Mammalia; Afrosoricida; Tenrecidae
Gene: EIF3F
Product: eukaryotic translation initiation factor 3 subunit F
Exons: 7
Coding region: 112-738 (208 amino acids)
Biological process (GO): translational initiation
Cellular component (GO): eukaryotic translation initiation factor 3 complex, eIF3m
Molecular function (GO): metallopeptidase activity; translation initiation factor activity; translation initiation factor binding
Source: RefSeq, a predicted model, not a curated record